This is a messenger RNA of Equus caballus (horse), 1403 nucleotides long. Its product is annotated as taste receptor type 2 member 41-like. Gene Ontology annotation, biological process: G protein-coupled receptor signaling pathway; sensory perception of taste; detection of chemical stimulus involved in sensory perception of bitter taste. Gene Ontology annotation, cellular component: membrane. Lineage: Eukaryota; Metazoa; Chordata; Mammalia; Perissodactyla; Equidae. Gene Ontology annotation, molecular function: G protein-coupled receptor activity; bitter taste receptor activity. The record is from RefSeq and is a predicted model, not a curated record.
ACCCUCCAAGUGAGCUCUGGCUCAGAUGCAGUGCCUGAGCAUUCAUCUCACACCCUCAGGAAAGAUCAAAAGAGGGACUGUGAGUGGGAGUAAGGAGGAGGCCAGGGACUAAGGCACGGGGUGGUGACCAGAGGAGGAGUCAACAUGAAGCCAGGGCUCACAGCCUUCUUUAUACUGCUUUUUGCCCUGCUCUGUGUCCUGGGAAUCCUGGCCAAUGGCUUCAUUGUGCUGGUGCUGAGCAGAGAAUGGAUGCGGAGUGGGAGGCUGCUUCCCUCUGACAUGAUCCUUAUUAGCUUGGGUGCCUCCCGCUUCUGCCUGCAGUGGGUUGGAAUGGUGAGAAACUUCUACUUCUUCCUCCAUCUGGUCGAGUACUGCAGGGGUACCGCAUGGCAGUUCUUUGGUCUACACUGGGACUUCCUGAACUCAGCCACCUUCUGGUUCGGCACCUGGCUCAGUGUCCUCUUCUGCGUGAAGAUUGCUACCUUCACCCACCCCACCUUCCUCUGGCUGAAGUGGAGGUUCCCAGGGUCAGUGCCCUGGCUCCUCUUGGGCUCUCUCCUGGUCGCUUUCAUUGUCACCCUGCUCUUCUUUUGGGGGAACUACAGUAUGUAUCAAGGAUUCUUCAUUAGAAAAUUUUCUGGAAACAUGACCUACGAGCAAUGGAGCAGGAGGCUGGAAAUUUACUAUUUCCUACCCUUGAAAUUUAUCACGUUGUCAAUUCCUUGCUCUAUUUUCCUGAUCUCAAUUGCACUGUUGAUUACUUUUCUGAGGAGACACACACGGAGAAUGUGGCAUAAUGCCCACAGCCUGCAGGACUCUAGCACCCAGGCUCUCACCAGCGCUCUGAGGUCAAUCAUCUCCUUCCUUGUUCUUUAUGUGAUGUCCUUUGUGUCACUGGUCAUCGAUGCUGCACUGUUUUUGUCCUCAGACAGUGAUUGGUACUGGCCAUGGCAAAUUUUAACUUACCUGGGCACAUCUGUCCAUUCCUUUAUUCUCAUCCUCAGCAACCUCAGGUUUCGAAGGGUGUUCAGGCAGUUACUUCUGUUGGCCAGGGGCUUCUGGGUGGCCUAGGUGGCAUGGUCUCCUUAUCCAGACCCACAGAAGAGACUCAGCUUUAUCCCGUGCUUAGAUUCGUGUAACUACAAUCAAGACACAGAACUGUUCCAUCAUCACAAAAGAACUCCUUUAUGCUACCCCUUUGCAUCUGUACCCGGCUGCCACCUUACCCUCUAGGGCUUUCUUUGUCUUUGUUUUUGCUUUUUUAUUUUUAUGAUAGUGACUUUUGUCAUGCAGAAUUUUUGCUGAACUUAUCAAAAAAAUGUUAUUGACUGCUGGAAUUUUGUUUGAUAGAAGUCAUUCUUCACUUUGAUAUCAUUAAAAUCUCCUUUUCUUUGCUUCUAGUA